Carlito syrichta (Philippine tarsier) is the source of this 2115-nucleotide messenger RNA. Its product is annotated as zinc finger protein 426. The transcript has 6 exons. Gene Ontology annotation, molecular function: DNA-binding transcription factor activity, RNA polymerase II-specific; RNA polymerase II cis-regulatory region sequence-specific DNA binding. NCBI's taxonomy places the organism in Eukaryota, Metazoa, Chordata, Mammalia, Primates, Tarsiidae. The record is from RefSeq and is a predicted model, not a curated record. Gene Ontology annotation, biological process: regulation of transcription by RNA polymerase II. The coding region runs from base 100 to 1764 and encodes 554 amino acids.
GGAAUGAAGAUUGCCACUAUGCAAUUAGAUUCAUAAGCUGCCCUGAAGUGAUGUUUUCAUCCAUGAAAGGAGGAUUCAGGCACAUCCUCUCCUUGUAGGAUGGCAGCUAUCGAUCUGUCCCAUGGAGGUUGUUUCUCUGGGAAUCCAGUCUGUCUUCAUGAAGAAAAGACAGUGGCAGAAAGGAUAGUGACCGACUGCCUGACAAAUUAUUAUCAGGAUUCAGUGACUUUUGACGAUGUGGCUGUGGACUUCACUCAGGAGGAGUGGACUUUACUGGACACAUCUCAGAGACACCUAUAUAGUGAUGUGAUGAUGGAGAACUACAAAAACUUGGCCACAGUAGGAUGUCAGAUCAUCAAACCCAGUCUGAUCUCUUGGUUAGAACAAGAAGAGUCGAGAACAGUACAGGGAGGAGUUCUCCAAGGAUGGGAAAUGCCACUUGAAACCAAAUUGUCAGCACUUGAGCAGGACUUUUCAGAGGGUGAAACAUCUAUUGGGAUACAAACGGAAGGAAGUCAGAAUGGAGGGGAACUCUGCGACAAUAAGCAGUGUGGGGAAGUCUUCAGUGAAUACUCAUGCCUUAAGACACACAUGAAAACUCAAAAUACAGGGGACAUUUAUGACUAUGAUCAGUAUGGAAAAGACUUUCUAAUUCUGCACAAGAAAACUUCUACUGGUGAGAAACUUUCUGAGUUUAAUCAGAGUGGAAAAAUCUUCAACCUGACAUCAAAUAUUUUGUACCAGAGAACUAGCAUGCAAGAGAAAUCCUUUGAAUGCAAUCACUGUGGGAAAUCCUUCAUUAAUCAGUCAUACCUUCAAGCACAUAUAGGAACUCACAAGGGAGAAAAAUUCUAUGAAUGGAAGGAAUAUGGACCAGGUUUUAUUCAGUCCACAAGCCUUUCUGUGCUUAUAGAAACCCUCAAUGCAAAAAAGCCCUACAAAUGUAAAGAAUGUGGAAAAGGUUAUAGAUAUCCUGCAUACCUCAAUAUUCACAUGCGAACCCACACUGGAGAGAAACCCUAUGAAUGUAAGGAAUGUGGGAAAGCCUUUAAUUAUUCCAAUUCAUUUCAAAUUCAUGGAAGAACUCACACUGGAGAGAAGCCCUAUGUGUGUAAGGAAUGUGGAAAAGCCUUCACUCAGUACUCAGGCCUUAGUAUACAUGUACGAACUCAUAGUGGAGACAAGCCUUAUGGAUGUAAGGAAUGUGGGAAAUCUUUCCUUACAUCCUCACGCCUUAUACAACAUAUAAGAACUCACACUGGGGAGAAGCCUUUUGUAUGUGUUGAAUGUGGAAAAGCCUUUGCUAUUUCCUCAAAUCUUAGUGGACAUUUGAGAACUCACACCGAAGAGAGGGCCUGUGAGUGUAAGAUAUGUGGGAAAGUAUUUGGAUAUCCUUCAUGUCUUAAUAAUCACAUGCGAACUCACAGUGCUCAAAAACCUUAUAAAUGUAAGGAAUGUGGGAAGACUUUUAACUAUUCCACCCACCUUAAAAUUCACAUGCGAAUCCACACUGGAGAAAAACCUUAUGAGUGUAAACAGUGUGGGAAGGCCUUCAGUCACUUCAGUUCAUUUCAAAUACAUGAAAGAACUCACACUGGAGAGAAACCCUAUGAAUGUAAAGAGUGUGGAAAAGCCUUCAUAUGUUCCAGUUCCUUUAGAAUUCAUGAAAGAACACAUACUGAAGAGAAGCCCUAUAAAUGUCAGCAAUGUGGAAAAGCUUACAGGCAUCCUCGUUCACUUAAAAGACAUGAAAGAACUCAUUAGUGAGAAUCCUAUCAAUGUAACCAAUGUGGGAAAGUCCUCAUAUGUUGCAGUUCACUUCAAAGACAUGAAGUGAAAGAAACCCUAUGAAAAGUAUUUAAUUAAAGUGAGUCUGUUAGGGUAGGGCCCCAAUCCAGUAGGACUGGUGUUCCUAUAAGAAGAAGCAAAAGACCCAGCGGGAACACACAUACUGAUCCUGUGAAGUCAUGAAAAGGUGGCCAUCUGCAGGCCAAAGACAUAAGGCUAGAACAGAUCCAUUCAUUAAGGCCUUCACAGGGAACUAACCUUACUUGCUUGACCUUGUACUUCCAGUCUCCAGAACUGUGAGCAAAUAAAUUUCUUUUAAGCCACUCA